Molecule: messenger RNA, 2111 nt
Organism: Capsaspora owczarzaki ATCC 30864
Lineage: Eukaryota; Filasterea; Ministeriida; Capsasporidae
Exons: 4
Coding region: 30-2018 (662 amino acids)
Biological process (GO): DNA recombination; DNA repair
Molecular function (GO): DNA ligase (ATP) activity; ATP binding
Source: RefSeq, a predicted model, not a curated record
AUCCGACUUGCAUCUCAAAGUCAUUCAGGAUGUAUCGCGCCUCGCUGCUGGCGACCAGGACGCUGGCCGCGGUUCACCUUCAUUGCGUAGUACACGCACGGGCCAUGUCAACAUCAACAACAGCAGCAGCAGCGGCAGCAGCAGCUGGAUGCGGCGUACUGAGCCCGCGUCUGCCAAAGCCUCAGCCGCAGCACAAUCUUGCGAUCUCACUCUUCCAACCGUCGCCCGCAUUGUCAAGAUCCGCCUCGACGACUGCGCGUUCCAGCAAGCGAGGCUCAACAACAACAGGCGCUGCAGCGUCCAGCAAGUCGACUCCCGCGGUGGUGCCGAGCAAUGCUGCUGCUACUGCUACUGCGGAAUCUCGCGUCAUCAGGCCGAAAUCUCAACGCGCCAAGACAGCCGCCGUCUCGAGUCACGUUCCGAUGAGCGACCUGGCUGCUCUCGUUUCGAAAAUGCUUGCCACAGACUCUGUUGCUCAGCGACGGGUGAUCCUGGGCGAGGUUGACGACAAGAUGGCUGCGCUGCUCAGAUUGAUUUACAAUCCCAACAUUCGAUUUGGGGUGACAAGCUUAUCACUUGUCAAAAGCACCCCUGCCAAGUCAAGCGCCAAAGACGUGUCUGCGAGUGUGAAAGCUGGAGCACCGACUCCAAACACUCCGGCAUCCUUGUUCGAGUUGCUCUCCGAGCUCUCCACUGGGCAGCUUCGAGGCUCUGCUGCCACUGAUAGUGUUUGGCGCUUCAUUGCGGAAAACAAGGGCCACCAGCGGUUGAUUCUGCAGGCCAUCGACAAGGACUUGCAGUUUCGACUGCUCCAUGAGGGGAUUGACAAGGCGCUUCCUUCGCAAAGCUCCCGUGCCAAGGUAGAUGCCAAGAUGCACAUCGCCUUGGCUUUUAACUACAACGAUUACGUAGAUCGCGUGGACUCCCUCGCAUCAACACCAAGGUGGUAUGCCUCGCGCAAGCUCGAUGGCAUUCGCUCCUUGACGCAAGUCACCCGGGACAAGGAGGGCCAAAUAACGUUCCAGUUUUUAUCUCGCUCGGGGAAACCACUGUCCGGCUUUGACCUCAUUCCCGAGCACAUUCGUCGAUUGAUUGAGCAAUGGGAGCUGAAGCGCCCCGUACUGGAGCAGAUCCUGUCCGACCGUUCGAAAAACGUUGCAGGCACUGCGUUGCUUCGACAAGCAGUCGACCGAUUGCCAGCAGGACGCCCGUUUACGCUCUUUCUCGAUGGCGAAGCCUUUGUUGCGAAUGAGAAAGGUGACGAGAGUUUGAGUGCAGCCAUGUCCGCGUUCCGCAGCACAAAGCUUGGCGCUCAAGUGGCGCCCUCGUCGUCCAAAUCUGUGGCCUUUUUCGAUCUGCUCUCACUUGAAGAGAUGGCCGAAGGAGAAUCGCAGCGCAAGGUGCCGUUCGAGGCGCGUCAACUCGCGCUGCAGCUGCUCCUGGGCAUUCCGCUGCACCAGCCAGCCGAGCUUGCGGUCGAGCCUGCCAACUUGCCAGUUCUCGCGCGUCCACCGCCACGAGAUUUCACAAAAUCCAUGCUCAUUCCAUCUCCGUUGACUCCAGAGUUGCAAAUGGUCCGCCAAAUCCGCCUUGAGAAGGCGAGUGACAUCCAGGCGCUUCGAGAUGCGGCAGCAGCGACCAAGUGGGAGGGAUUUAUGCUCCGCAAGAAUGUGCCAUACGACGGCCGACGAACACCCGAUUUGCUCAAGGUCAAGUCCCAGAAGGAAGCAGAGUUUGUUGUCACAGCUGUCGAGAACGGCCCCAUGCGAUUGGGAGGGUCGGAUGUUGAAGAAAUUGCCUUAGCGGCUGUCACGAUUGACUACGAAGGCCACAAGGUGAAUGUCGGGUCUGGCUUUACCAACGAGCAACGUCGCUACUUUGCCAAGCACCCCGAGGCAAUUCUCGGCAAGGAGAUUACCGUUCGGUUUUCCCUCGAGAGCACGAACAAGAAAGGCGGCAAGUCGCUCCGCUUUCCAAUCUUUAUGGUUUUGCACGAGUCUGGCAAGCGUGAUGUUUGAUGAUAGUCCGCCGUCUCUCCUCCCUUGUUUCCCCGGUUUGCAACUGCACCGUGCCCCCUAUCUGUACAUUCAAACACACACAUUCGGGUUGUU